AUGAGAUUGAUUUUGUUGGCAAUUCUCUGCUUGACUCUAAGUGCAGAACCUAGCCCUGCAGUUAUACAUGAAAGUUGGGUUCACUAUGAAAUAGAAGUAAAGGGAAAAGUUUGGCCUUUUCUUGACCCAGACACAAACAGCACAGAACUUGCAUACACCGAAAACUUUAAAUUAUUGGAUACCUUUAUUAAUUAAGAUCCAAAAGUAGCUGAAUAUGAUUUGGGCUAAACAUUGUAUUCAGAUAUAAGUGCUGCCGAUUUUAAAACUAAAUACUUACUAAAGGAUACAAUUCCUGCCUAUGGAGUAGCAAGAGGUUUGAGCACUUUGGAAAUCCCUCCUGAAAAAACAUGGGAAACCUUGAUGGAGAAAAAUGCUCCUGAUGCCGGUGCUCACUCUUGGGCAUUUUCAGCAGUUGCUUCAGUUGAGGCAUAUUUCAAUAGGAACAUACCAAAUCCAGCUAAUUAUAUUCGAUUGGCAACACAACAAAUCAUUGAUUGUGUCACUGAUGGUAAAAGUCCCUUGGAUGCAUUAUAAUGGAUUAAAACUAAUGGUAUUGAUUUGAGAUCUACUUAUACUGUUAAAAAUUGUGUACCAAGCACACAAUAAUAUAAGAUCGAAGAUAUCAGAUUAGUAAAGGCAGACAAAGAACAAUUGAAGGCAGCUUUGCAAUUCACACCUGUGACUGUUUGCUUUGAUUUGACGAAAUUCUAAUAAUACACCAAUGGAGUCAUUAAUUAAGAUUGCAUCGAUGGAACAGUCAAUUAUUGUGGAUUGUUGUUGGGAUACGAAAACGAUGAAUGGAUUAUCUAAACAACAUUGGGUUAAAUCGUGAAGGAUAUGAAAAAAUACACAUAUUGGGGAGUCGAAGGAUUAGUCAGAUUUCACGCCGAUGUUGCACAUUGUGGAGUUUAAAAAUAUGUAGCCUUCCCCAUGAAAACAAAUGAAGAUAUUUAAUCACUCAAAGAUGACUUUUAGGAAUACAAACAACAAUUUUCUAAGGUAUAUGGAACACAAGAAGAGGAGGAUAAAAGAUUUUAAAUUUGGGCUUAUGCAUAAAUGGACAAUUCAGGUCUUCAUUAUUUUGGUAGUACUCAAUAUACUGAUUUGACUGAAGCUGAAUUCAAACAAAAAUAUCUCAUAACAGAUUUCACUCUUUAAUUGGAAAAGACCUUCAUUUCUGAUGCCAACCUAACAGCUGAUGAAGACAUUGAUUGGAGAGUUAAUAAUAACAUAGUAUCGGAGGUGUUUGAUUAAGGGGAUUGUAUAUCUUCAUGGGCUAUUUCAUCCAAAAAUUGUUUAGAAUCCUAUUUCAGAUAAUAGACAUCCAAGAAUGUCAAGUUAUCUUUGCAAUAAGUUAUUGAUUGCUCAGAUUCAUUGGACCCUUUGAAAGGAUGCUAGAAUGGAAUUCCAACAGACGCACUCAAAUAUAUAAAGAGUAAUGGUCUACAUUGGGAAAGCAAGUAUCCAUACACCGGAAAGGCUUAAGCAUGUGCUCAAGUUAAAGGAGACCAACUCAGACCAACAAAUUAUUAUAAACUUAAUUCCGUUGAUGCACUCUCUCAAGCUUUAAAGUAAAGACCAGCCGUUGUAUGCUUUAAUGCUUCCAAAUUGUAGAGUUACACUAAAGGCGUAAUCACAGCAUAAGAUUGUGGAGGUAAUACAAACAACUAUUGUGGUUUGCUUGUUGGCAAAACAUCAGAGUAUUGGAUUAUUUAAGGCUCAUUCGGAAAGACUUGGGGUUAAGAUGGCUAUGUUCACAUAGCUUAUGGAGACAAUUGUGGCAUCAUAUCAAGUGCAUCCACCAUCAUUUGAAAAUCAUUAUUAUCAAGAUUAAAUAUAGAUCAUUGUUAUUAUUAUAA
Paramecium tetraurelia is the source of this 1859-nucleotide messenger RNA. RefSeq lists its product as uncharacterized. Gene Ontology annotation, cellular component: lysosome. The record is from RefSeq and is a predicted model, not a curated record. Gene Ontology annotation, molecular function: cysteine-type endopeptidase activity. The transcript is spliced from 4 exons. Lineage: Eukaryota; Ciliophora; Oligohymenophorea; Peniculida; Parameciidae.